CUGAAACCCUUGCAACCCUCCUCCUCUUUGGUUUUUUGGUGAACUGCAAUAAUGGCGAGUUACGGAAAGUUACCGUGCCCUAUUGAGGCUACUACUAACUGCAAGGAUCCUGCUUGUGAUGGUAUUGUCUUAGUAGCGAGUAGUUUAGACAAACUGACUGGAUGUCUGGAGUCUUAUAAAACUGCUCUUCACUCUCAGCUGAAGGUGGAUAAAUCCUUGGGUCAGUCUGUCUCCUUGAUUGCCUUACCCGUUGACCCUCCUAAAGCGUUGAUCUUUUCUCCUACUGGUCCAGUCAAUCGAGACUACGAUGACGUUAGACGUUUUGCUGAUGCUGGUGGAGCUGGUAUCCAACGUGCCAUCCAAGCUGGAUGUCAGACACCACUCUUAGUAUGUGCUCCUGAUGAUGUCUUCCCUAAGACCAGUCUAACUGCAUUACUGGGUGCUUUGCAAAAGCUCUAUGUGCCUUUUGAGAUAAGAGAAGAUGUUCCAAGCAAGUCGCAAAAAGUAAAGAAACUUCUUGUGUGGUGUGCUGAUGAAGCAUCUAAAGUGACAAUGAUGAAACAGGCAGUGGCCAUAGAGAGUGGAAGGCUUGUGGCUCGUGACAUUGGUGGAUCUGAUCCAGAACGAAUGGCUGCUCCUAAGGUUGCUAACUACAUGGUGGAACUCUUUAAGAACUCUGCUAAUGUCAAGGUUGGAGUCAUUGCAGAUGAUAGUGCCCUUCUUGAAGCUUAUCCAUUAUUCUCAGCUGUCAAUCGUUGUGCUAAGCUUGUUGGACGUCAUCAAGGGCGUAUUAUUAAGCUAGAGUACAAUGGCGAAGGGGCUGUCAAGACAACUCUAAUGCUCGUUGGCAAGGGUGUGACGUACGAUACUGGUGGAGCUGAUAUCAAAGCUGGUGGAGUCAUGGCUGGUAUGCACAGAGAUAAGUGUGGAGCAGCAACCGUUGCAGGAUUCUUCCAAACUCUGGAUCUCUUGAAACCUAAAAACAUCCGAGUUGUUGGAACUAUGGCUAUGGUCCGUAACAGUGUAGGAGUAGAGAGCUAUGUGUCUGAUGAGAUCAUCACAUCCCGAGCUGGUAAACGUGUGCGUGUUGGUAACACAGAUGCUGAAGGGCGUAUGGCUAUGGCAGACUGUCUCUGUGAAAUGAAAGAACAGGCGCCAUCCGAAACCAACCCUCAUCUGUUUACCAUAGCAACAUUGACUGGACAUGCCAUACGUGCAAUGGGACCAGCCUACACCAUUGUUCUUGAUAAUGGCCCUGCCCAGAAGGAAUCCCACGCCAAGACUUUGCAAGCUGCUGGUGAUGUGAUGGGAGAUCCAUUUGAGAUUUCAACCCUUCGCAGAGAGGAUUAUGAGUUCCAUAAAGGCAAGUCUGAGUACGAGGACAUUCUACAGGCUAACAAUCUUCCAUCUACAGCUACUGCACGUGGUCAUCAAUCACCGGCUGCAUUUCUUAUCAUGGCAUCUGGAUUGGAUGGGCAUGGAAUUGACUCCAAAGUGCCCUUGAAGUACUCACAUCUUGACAUAGCAGGAUCCUCCGGUCCGUUUCCUGGGGUACCCACUGGCGCCCCUAUCCCAGCACUCACCCUAAAAUACCUACUAUCCUAGAUAAGAGGUUUAUCCUUUGGGGUACCCAUUGGUACCAACUUGGACUAAAGGUGUCAGCUUGACAUAGCAGGAUCAUCCGGUCUGUUUCCUGGGGUACCCACUGGCGCCCCUAUCCCAGCACUCACCCUAAAAUACCUACUAUCCUAGAUAAGAGGUUUAUCCUUUGAGGUACCCACUGGUACCAACUUGGACUAAAGGUGUCAGCUUGACAUAGCAGGAUCAUCCGGUCUGUUUCCUGGGGUACCCACUGGCGCCCCUAUCCCAGCACUCACCCUAAAAUACCUACUAUCCUAGAUAAGAGGUUUAUCCUUUGAGGUACCCACUGGUACCAACUUGGACUAAAGGUGUCACCUUGACAUAGCAGGAUCCUCCUGUCCGUUUCCUGGGGUACCCACUGGCGCCCCUAUCCCAGCACUCACCCUAAAAUACCUACUAUCCUAGAUAAGAGGUUUAUCCUUUGAGGUACCCACUGGUACCAACUUGGACUAAAGGUGUCACCUUGACAUAGCAGGAUCAUCUGGUCCUUUCCCUGGGGUACCCACUGGCGCCCCUAUCCCAGCACUCACCCUGAAAUACCCGCUGUGACCUGAGGUCUUACCUUGACAUAGCAGGAUAGGUCCCAUCCUUGGGAUAGGUUCCAUCCUUGGGAUACCCACUCACCCUGAUAUACCUAUUAUCCUAGAUAAGAGGUUACCCACUGUGACCCGAGGUCUUACCUUGACAUAGCAGGAUAGGUCCCAUCCUUGGGAUAGGUCCCAUCCUUAUACCCACUCACCCUGAUAUACCUAUUAUCCUAGAUAAGAGGUUUUAUGUCUUGCCCUGACCUAGUAUGAUCGUCAUUUCCAUUCCAUUGGGCACCCAACAACCCAUACUCCAGAUUUCUCCUGACUAGCUGUAAGUCAUUAUUGUUUUUGGACUAAAUAUAUUUACGUGGUCCGUAAAAGCAUGGUAAAUUUCAUUAUUAUUAUUAUUAUUAUACUAUAAUAUAUAAUGUUGAUAAUUAAUUGUAAAGACCUAAACAUGGCUUUAUCCAAACAUUCUGUUAACUGGUUCAUGCUAUAAUAGAUGUUAAAUUUGCAUCGGGGAUAAAGAAUAUUAAUUUUUGUUUUUUUACCCAUACACCGAUGUGUGCUACAUGUAGCACUGUAUACUUACUAUACUCAGUGGUUUAUGCUAAUUAAGGUUGCAUUGAGCUUUACCUCAAUGGUAAUUCACAGUAGGUAAUGUAAGUAUAUGUAAACGAAUUCUAACAUUAAAUGUUUUUAAAACAUAAAAAAGAAACACAUACAAGACUUCUCUAAGAAAAUAAAUUAAUGCAAAAGUGAAAAUGAAAACGACGUUUUUUAGUGACGGAGAAACUAGAUAUUCUUGACAAAACAUUCUUGGUUUUCAGCAGAGUGUAACAGAAGCUUUCGUAGUUAAACUAUUUGAGUAUCUAACUUGCACGUUCUCUUGAAUGCCUGAUUUUUUCCUCCUUCUUCUUCUUCUUUCCUUUUUAUCAAUAAGGAAUAUUUCUUGAAGUGGUCACAGUCAAUAUCCUACUGCCCGAUAACAUGAUACACAAAACCUUUCCAUCGAAGAAACUUUUCUCACUGUUCAAACAAAAUUUCAUCCCAGAUGAAGAAGCGGGAAAAGGGAGUUCAAAACAAGAUUCUUUGACAUUUCUCCACGAAGACUUUGCUUUUAACUUCAUUAUAAGGUUUUGAUGUCGUCAUAUACAAUGCCUCUUUUGAAUAUUUUGUUUAAGCAUCAAGGGAUAUAAUGUUACUGCGAUUAUUCCGUCAGCGUGGAUCGCAGAUUACGUACUUGAGUUUCAAAUAACAAUCUCGCGGGGAUGUCUAGCACUUUAGAUAUUGAAGCAGUAAAGAGAUACAUUUGGACGAAGAAUGACGAAUAUUUUCUGCCGAUUUCUUACUUUUAUAUGUCGUUCCAUUCCGUAGAUCCGUUUUAUACAUGAGUUUCUGUGAAAUAAAACAAGAGUUUCUGUGAAUGCUCGAUGUAGAAGUAGGAUUUUAAGAAAUAUACUUCAAUGGUCUGUUGUGUUACUGAUUGAUAUGACUCUCGUCUUAGAACCAUGAAAUAAAUUUAUUGCAAUCUGUCAUUUUCGGCAAGUGUUUGAAUACAUGUAUUAACAUUGGAUUUUGUUGUGUUCCUGUAAAAACCAAUCUCUGCAAUAAAUGCACUUCUCACAAAUCAA
Molecule: messenger RNA, 3802 nt
Organism: Asterias rubens (European starfish)
Lineage: Eukaryota; Metazoa; Echinodermata; Asteroidea; Forcipulatida; Asteriidae
Product: putative aminopeptidase W07G4.4
Exons: 16
Coding region: 52-1605 (517 amino acids)
Biological process (GO): proteolysis
Cellular component (GO): cytoplasm
Molecular function (GO): manganese ion binding; metalloaminopeptidase activity
Source: RefSeq, a predicted model, not a curated record